CAGCCGAAGGGGCGUGGCCGGAAGUGGCGGCGGCCCGGCCGAAUUCGGCGGCGCCACGUCUGGUUCGGUGCUCCCUUCCCUGCCUGGGGCGGCGGCGGGAGCGGGCGGACGCGGCCGGACCCUCUGCUCUCCCUCAACAGCCGGUUGGUAGUGAGGCCUUGGCAGUAGCCGGGCGCGGCGGCGGCAUGUCGGACCUGGGGGACUGGUUCCGGAGCAUCCCGCCGAUCACCCGCUACUGGUUCGCCGGCUCCAUCGCGGUGCCGCUCAUCGGCAAGCUGGGCCUCAUCAGCCCCGUCUACCUCUUCCUCUGGCCCGACGCCUUCAUCAACCGCUUCCAGAUCUGGCGGCCCAUAACUGCAACUUUCUUCUUCCCUGUGGGACCUGGAACAGGAUUUCUCUACUUGGUGAAUUUGUAUUUCUUGUAUCAAUAUUCCUCACGAUUAGAAACAGGGGCUUUUGAUGGAAGGCCAGCAGAUUACAUGUUCAUGCUUCUGUUUAAUUGGAUCUGCAUUGUUAUAACUGGCUUGGCAAUGGACAUGCAGUUGCUGAUGAUUCCACUCAUCAUGUCAGUACUUUAUGUGUGGGCCCAGCUGAACAGAGACAUGAUUGUAUCGUUUUGGUUUGGAACAAGAUUUAAGGCCUGUUACCUUCCAUGGGUUAUUCUGGGAUUCAACUACAUCAUUGGUGGAUCAGUCAUCAAUGAGCUGAUAGGAAAUCUGGUUGGACACCUGUAUUUCUUCUUAAUGUUUAAAUAUCCGAUGGAUUUGGGAGGAAGGAAUUUUCUGUCCACACCCCAGUUCCUGUACCGCUGGCUGCCAAAUAGAAGAGGAGGAGUGUCGGGGUUUGGUGUUCCACCCGCUAGCAUGAGAAGACCUGCAGAAGAUCAACAGGGUGGUGGAAGACACAACUGGGGCCAAGGUUUCCGGCUAGGUGACCAGUGAAGAACUCCUGCCCUUGGAAAACAGCAACUCUGGUUUUAAUUGGACGUAGGACUGACCCUUCCUGGUGCAGGGCAUGCUUAAGAACUGAGCUCUCUGUAGUACUGUUGGAUUUAACUGAUUAGAAUGAAUGUUUCUGGUUCAAGAGAAAAUUAAAAACCUCCAGAAGGGAAAAACGUAGAUCUUGUUCCAGGUUAGCCAGUAGUGUCCAAUUUGAUUCUGCCAUUAAAAAAAGCUUUCUUUGUACAGUAUUUUCUGUCUGUCACAACAGGCAUCCAUUAUGCUGUCUUGUUCCGUGAUGUGAUGGAACAAGGUGAUGGUGUUCUGUCUCUCCUGGUACGUUAAAAGCUUUGUUGACAGUGGUAAGGUAAGAAUCCAAUGUGAGACAGAUGGAUCAAACUAACCCCAAAGUUUAGGAAGUUGACUUUUUCCAUAGCUGUGCUUAAGUCCCAGGGUCUUUGGAAACACUAUUUAAGUGAUAUCUCUGCUGCAUUCAUAAAGCUAAGUGCAAAUGUUUCACUUCCAUUAUUAAGCUGUAUUUUGAGGGGAGUUUUUUCUUGCCAUGCAGCAUUUGUCCUGCCUGAUACAGCACGGGAUGGGCAAGACUAAGGAUAAGAGGGCUUUCAUUUGAAAUGGCAGUAACAGAUAUUCACAGAAUUGGAAUCUCUGAACUCUUCAUGGCAUGUUUCGAGGCUUUAAACUGAAGUUGUCUGGUUUGUUUUUUUUCUGAGAUCUGUGAAUCCUUGGCUUCAAGGCUUCUAUUUUGAUGGCAAAAUUGGGUAGCACAAAUACUACUUAAGCUAGAAAAUGUAACAUGUCAUUGUGGUUAAUGUAAAGGGUACUGACCGCAGCAUUAUGUUUGUUAAUGAAUCUUCAACUUUCUCUUAAAAGCUUUAAGACAUCAAAGAAUCAAAGCUGGAAAUAAACUUUUCAAGGGUCAAGAUACAAUAGAGCAGAUUGCUUUACUAACUACAAGCCUCUUUGUCAAAUAAGAAAUUAUGUACACUGUUUAUUAGUAUCUGUAUUUUUUUGGUAAAACUUUUUGACACGGAGAAGGGAAUGAUUCUGUACAGUAGUUUGCCCACAGGAACCUGGUGUGAGGAAGAGCACAGGGCUAAGAUCCAGGAAGCUGUAAUGUUAGCUCGUUACUGGCUCACCACAUGGACGUGAGCAAACUUCUUACUUAUCUCAGUUUUCCCAGACGUAAGGAGGACUCAUGCAUGUCUCAUAGCGUUCUAAAAGGUAGCUGUCCCCAGCUCCCCUAGGUGGGAGCUGCUAGUGAGCAAGGUAAGGCUUAGGUUCGCAUAAACGGCAACACUUAAGCUAGGAAUGCAAUUACUCUAAGCUUAACCAAGACUUCUAAGUUGGAAUAUAGUUGCUCCCUUUUCAUUUUAUAGUUGGAGGAAGAAGAGCACCAUCACUAGGAUGAGAAUCAAGACUGAAUUUCCUUUUAGCGUUUGUCUUUUUACUGGGUAGGUAGGGCACCAAAGUCUGUUCUGCACCAACUUAGGUAUCUCAGGUAUCUGUAAGUAGGUGAAGUGAAUCUGGGCCAAAACAUUUUUAUUACUAUUUUGAUUCUUCACUAAACCUGGGUUCUGAAGGUUUAAAAACUUGUAAAUACUAUGUGAUGUGAAACUGAGUGGAAAAUAAGCAGUUGGACUGGGAAGUUUUCAGCUGGUUUGAUUGAAAAUGCAUGUCCAUUUCUUCACUGCAACUCAACUUUGUUGAUCCAGCUUGUAGAAAACUGGUAAAGAUCAUAUUGUGGGCUUAGAUUUUACAGGAACUUGGAGUUCAGAAAUCACCUGCCAUUUUUGUAUAUUCAGGUAAGUUUUAAAGAUGCUGUUUUUCUUUGUGUAAAAUGGUAGGUAGAAAAGAGGACUGCAGUGUUGCAAAUACCGAUCUAUCAUUGACUGACAGCUGUUAUUUGAUGCCAACUUGAAAAGUCUGAGAACCACUGUUUUAAUGGGAGUCAUGAUGCAGCUGGCCUUUUUCAUCAUAGCAAUAUCACUGUCUCAAAAACAUUUGUCUUCAUUUUGAGCCAGGACGUAACUGUACGUAGAGGUGCAGUAGUUUGUGACUCAGCUGUAACCCUGGCACACUCAAAUCGCAGAGCAACUUUGUACAGAAGGCCAGAAGAAUGGCAAAAGUCAUUGUCCUGGCCCAGUGCACUAUGCUGGGUCUUGCUUUCUAGUGCAUCCUCCUUCUAUAAAUUAAGAGGAAAAGGUUUGCAAGGCAAAUAGGCUUCUGAUUAGUCUUGAUUAGCUUUUGAGCUGCUUCAAGUCAAUUUACUUUGGUUUAUGCAAAAUUCACUUCAGAAUUCCAUAUUACGAGCUCAGUUGGUUUUUUCUCUCACUUGUCACUUGACCCGAAGCACUGUUUGUCCACCAGCAUACACUGACAAUGGCAGUCUUUCAUUAAAUGAGUACCUCCUUUCUUAUUUUGUACAGAUAAUUUCCCUUUUUGUAAUCAAUUUUUGUUGGCAAAGUUUUAAAUUAAAGUUUUAAUCUCUG
Phalacrocorax carbo (great cormorant) is the source of this 3448-nucleotide messenger RNA. Lineage: Eukaryota; Metazoa; Chordata; Aves; Suliformes; Phalacrocoracidae. The record is from RefSeq and is a predicted model, not a curated record.